Messenger RNA from Arvicanthis niloticus (Nile rat), 2704 nucleotides. RefSeq names its product G2 and S-phase expressed 1 (gene Gtse1). Gene Ontology annotation, cellular component: cytoplasmic microtubule; microtubule cytoskeleton. The record is from RefSeq and is a predicted model, not a curated record. Lineage: Eukaryota; Metazoa; Chordata; Mammalia; Rodentia; Muridae. Gene Ontology annotation, molecular function: microtubule binding.
CUCCCUGUUUGAACAGGCCAAUCGGCGGCCGGCGGACACCGGCGCGGCGUUUAAACCCGUGGUGGAGACCCAGCUGUAUAUUAAGUCCUCCUGGUCAUUGGCGAGGGCGAACUCUGGAAGGAGGAGACGGCGGCGACGUGCCUUCGGCCAGCCAGAGGAGAGAGGUGAAGAUGGAGGCUGGUGGUAAGAAGGAAGACUUUAUUCUUUUGGAAGAUGAAAAAUUUGACUUCGAUCUUUCCUUGUCUUCUUCAAGUGCAAAUGAAGAUGACGAAGUAUUUUUUGGGCCUGUUGGACAUAAAGAAAGAUGCAUUGCUGCCCGGUUGGACUUAAACCGCCAGGUUCCUGAGCAGCCUCUUGCCCCAGGCCCUGGCAGCCCUUGCACCUGGAGCCCUCUCACUGGGGAGAAGUUUGUGGAGGUGUACAAAGAAGCCCACUUACUGGCCUUACAGAUAGAAAAUCACAGCCGAAGAGAGGUGGCCCAGGCUGCCCAGCCCAAAAAUCCUGUGAACCAGCGCAAGGAAACUUUUGUGCAGGACUCACAGUUGAAAAUAAGCCUCUUUGAGAAAGAACAGAAGAGAGACAAAAGUCCCAUGUCAGUUAAAAGAGAGACAUUCUGCCUGCCGUCCUCGAGGGUGCAACCUCUCUUGGGGGAGCCCCAGCUCCUGGCUUCUCCAGGCCUUCUCAGCUCCCCUGCCCCAGUGGGCCCUGUUCAGAUGCAGAGCAACCAGGGUCUGCCCUGUUCCUCUCAACCAUUGCCAAAAGAAUCGAGUACCUCCCAGCCUCCAAGUCAGCCUGGGCCUCAGAGGAGGAUCACCAGCAAGCUACAGCCACCCCGGGCUUUACCUGUGAGAGGAAGAAAUCUUCACCUGGCUACAGAGAAGCUCAAAAAAGAGGUGCCAGCCAGCCUUCAGAGGACGAAACUCCUGAAUGAAAAGGGAUCCCAGAGUGAUGUGCCCCUGGACAAGCCCAGUUCGGCUCCAGAUGCUGCCAUUAGAGAAGGCCGCCCAGGCAAUCGGUCACUCCCCAUUCCUGGCAAGUUGGGGCUGAAGAAGACCCUGUUAAAGCCACCUGGCUACACUGGCAAUCUCAUAAGGAAGUCCUCUACCUCAGGGUCUGCUUCGAGCCUCGGGUCUGGUGUGUGUGGGUCUUCAGUAACAGGCAAAGCAAAGUCCAGUGAACUUUCAAAUAUUCCUGCUAGCAACUCCCGACGUCAGUCAAGCACCAGCAAGUUGGGCAGAAUAGGACCCACCACGUCACGCCAGGCUUUGCCAGCAGCCCCUACCAGGGCAUUUUGCAGACAAGCCAAAAGGGCUGAUGCUGCCCAGACGGUGGCCGAGCAGCCCAAGGUCCCCACCCCGAGUCCUCUUACCCAACAACCCCAGACUCCAGAGCAAAGAGGACCAAGGCUGGACUCCGACACUGAGACAUCUCAGUUGAAUAAAACUGUCAGUAUAAAACGACGGGACUCCUAUCUGAGCUGCAAGACAGAGGCCGUGUCUGCCACAGCAAACUCAUUUAAAGUACCCCAGUGUUCUGUUGGCGAGUCACCUGAUGGAGUUACCCCGAAGAUCUCACGGACACAUCGGCUGCAGUCCUGGACACCAGCUAGCAGGGUGGUCAGCAGCACUCCUGUAAGACGCUUAUCAGGGCUCACUCCACAAGGCCUGCCCAGCAGUGUGAGAACCCCUCUGAGCACAAGACGGAUGUCAGUGUUGCCCACACCUGCCAGUCGGCGUCUCUCUGGCCUUCCAUUAAUAGCACCUCAGUCCAUGCCCAGGGCUCUGGUGUCCCCAGUGUGUGUGCCUGCCCGUCGACUUUCUUCUGAGCCCAGGAGAAGAUCUACAGUCAGAGCGGAGCUGACGCAGGAGAGCCCCAGCAAUGGCAGUGGUGGACAGGGGCAGGGCCUGUCCUCAGAUGAGAGCUCUUCCCCUCCAUCCGCCGUGCCUCAAGCACUUACCUUUUCUCCAGAAAAGGUGGACUUUCCUCCUUCCCAAGCCGCCUCCACAGGAGCAGCUCAGGGUGAAGCAGAGCCUGGUGAAGAGCCUGAGCAGAGCCUCCACAGGAGAGCUCAGGGUGAAGACACGCACCCUGAUCAGGGUCUUCUCCUAGACAUCAAGCUGGACCAGCUCACCAUCACUCCUGAAGCAGGAGGCAGAGAUCUGGCUGACUGCCCUCUCAUCGACUUCAGCAACACCCCUGAGUCAAACAUGGCUUUGGGACCUAGCAGCUGGCCCCUGGUUGACCUCAUAAUGAACACUCCAGACAUGGGUAGAAAUGAUGUGGGGAAGCCUGCAAAGGCUGAGCUCGGCCAGCUGAUCGACCUGGGCUCCCCCCUGAUCCAUCUGAGCCCUGAGGCUGACAAAGAAAACGUGGACUCACCACUUCUCAAGUUCUGAGCAGAACACAGCCCUCCGCUGUUUAUUCUGUUUCCUUCUGGAGUGGCCUUAGACCUGGAGAAACAAGUUUUAGAAAGAACUGUAGUUGAUAGGGGAAGCCCAUUAUACUGCUUGUCUGAGUGGUGGGUCCCCAUUCUAGACCUAAGCAUUCACCUCUGUGGCUGUCCUCAUCCCUGCCUUUCACCAGGCUAAAACACAGCUCACUAAAAAAUUUGUUUUGAUUCUUUUGUAUGUAAAAUAGCAAAUGACUGUAAACUUAAAUCUGUUAAUUAAAUAUUCAAGAUUUAAAUUAAAUUAUAAAGUGUGUU